AUGUGCAUCCGCAUCAACCAGCACUGGCACUGCCACCACCAGCACGGUGGUUGCAAGGGCAAGAUCAACAAGCUCACCGACGACGACCCCAUUCUCCCUCAAUGGGCACCGUGUCAGCGCGCCCAACGGACCGGCGAGAUGUGCGAAGAAGUCAUGGUCAUCCCCCAGCACUUGGCCAUGUGCUGCCCCAUGCACCACUCGCGACGGAUUCGGCAACUUGAGGAGCUGUGGCGGAACGAGUGGAAGAACCAGGUGUUCGACCACUUCGCCCAGAGGCAGAAACACCUGUCGGACCGCGAGAAGGCAGACUGGCGUCGGGCCCGCGAUCUGGAGAAGAAGCGGUGGGACGAGUUCCAGUGCAAACUGGAGCCCGUGUACGCUCAGCUGGGCAACCGGCUGAACGCCGCCGUAGUCCGCGCCUUUGGCAUGACCUUCUACGAGCGCAUCGAGCAGAUCAUGCUGGCUUUCGUCGCCGUUGUCCGCCGCCAGUGCGUCCUCGGCCCGGAGAACUUUGAGCGCGCCAAGAGACAGGAGGCUCGCGAGGCUCUGCUGGAGCUUGAGGAGAGAGAUCGCCAGGCCGCUGCCGCUACUGAUGGCCCGCCGCCGCCCAUCCCGCCCAAGAGCAGCAAGAGGAGACAGAGGUCUCUGACCUCGGUCAGCCAGGGUGAUUUGAAGAAGGCCCAGGAUGCCCUGGUACAGAUGUCAUUGUCUGGCACUGCUGGUGGCUCAGCCCCAGCCCAAACCCGUCCUCUUCCUCCGGCUCCUGUUUCGACUGCCGUCGUCGCUGACCCCUCUUCUUCCUCGUCCGAAUUCGGCCCUGACGAUGACGCUGCAAUCGCAAGUGCCGCGUCUGUCGAACAUGCCUUCCGCCCUCCUUCACGCGGUUCCUCCGCUACCUCGUCUUCGGAUGAGGACAGUGAAAGCGAAGACGAGACGCCCUUGCCCCGCAGGGACUUGUAG
Neurospora crassa OR74A is the source of this 960-nucleotide messenger RNA. RefSeq lists its product as hypothetical. Lineage: Eukaryota; Fungi; Ascomycota; Sordariomycetes; Sordariales; Sordariaceae. The record is from RefSeq and is a predicted model, not a curated record. Bases 1 to 960 code for a protein of 319 amino acids. The transcript has a single exon.